Molecule: messenger RNA, 1455 nt
Organism: Columba livia (rock pigeon)
Lineage: Eukaryota; Metazoa; Chordata; Aves; Columbiformes; Columbidae
Product: glutamine-rich protein 2-like
Exons: 7
Coding region: 784-1455 (223 amino acids)
Source: RefSeq, a predicted model, not a curated record
AAGGGACAGAAGGUCAAGGCAGAGCGCAAGGAGCUGGGGAAGCAGCAGGAGCCGACCCAGGCCGAGCUGGAGCAGUUUGCGGCUGAGUAUGUGAAUAAGUUGGUGAUGGAGACAGCGCAGCAGCUGCAGGCAGAGGUGAGGCCCGGGGGCAGCGCUCCCAGCCCCCGCUGGCUAGGGAGGGUCCUGGCGGGGUCCCGGCCACGUCCCCUGGCUGGAUGGGGCCAUGGAGCCUCCACGGCACCUGGGCUUGUGGGCGGCAUCCAGCCCGGCUCAGAGCUGAUUCCUCCUCCCCUGCCAGCAGCCGGACGAGCCGAGGGCGACGGUGCAGAGCGGGGGACACGAGCACACAGGGUGCCACGUCUGCAGCCCGGACACCAGGGUGCUGCUGGGGAAGCUCCUCCAGCGCUGCAAGAAGCUCGAGGAGCAGAUGGAGUCCCUGGCCCAGAAGGCGGGCGGCAAGGUGGACAAUUAUCCAAAGUGGAGGAGACAGGUAAGGAGAUGCGGUGUAGGGGGCUUGAGCUGCCAGGACCCCCCAGGCAUUUCUGCUUGGCUGUAACGUAGGGGAGCCCCUCGCUGCCCCCCUAGUUGGCUUGUCGGAGUCAGAAGAACGGAAGGGAAUUAAAGCCUUGGAGCAAAUGUCCUGCUUGCACUGAGAGCCCGUGGCCACCAGCCAAAAUACCCUGGGUCUGUCCCUGCGGGGCAGCCACCCCUUUGCUCAGCACCGCCUUGUCCUCUUAGUCCCUGCAGCAGGACGAGCAGCUCAAGUGCCUCCAGGCCAGCAUCAUGCAGCUCCAAAAGGACUAUGAGAAGUUCAGCUCGGCCCUUGCAAACCUCCAGCAUGAUCGCCAGCAGGAGCAGAAUGACAUCAAGGCUCUGUCCCAGGCCCUGGAGAGAAUCAAGAAGCAGAAAGCAGACAAGGAGGAGCUGCUGGUGCUGGGAAUCGAUGAGAAAGCAGACAAAGACAAAGUCAGUCGCAGCCAGUUUGAGGCGUGCGUGGAGCAGCUGAACAAGGUGAUGGAGGAGGUGACGGGCCAGGAGAAGUUCUUGCACCGGUUCCAGCAAGAGCUCCAGAGGCAGAUGGACUGCAAGCUGGACCGCCGGGAGCUGGGGGCGUUCCAGCAGCAGCAGGAGGAGCGGUGGAAGAGCCUCAGCGGGCAGCUCCAGGAGAAGGCGCUGAAGCCAGAGCGUGACAAUGCCGCUGGGAUUAGGAAGCAGCUGCUGCCUGGUUUCCAUUGCCUGUCCUGUGACCGGCCCCUCAACAUGCUGGCGCCUGGACCGGAGCGGACGGGCGAGUGCAGAUACCCCACUGUUCCGCGGAGCUGUGGGGGCCCACACACUGUCAGGCCCCCGCGCUUCCAGCCCCAACCGCCCAGCACCCCACGGCCAUCCCAACCCAGUGCCCGCCGCCCCAACAAGCCUGCGGGGGUGAUCUGUGCCUCAGUUUCCCCGGGGUGA